Molecule: messenger RNA, 1875 nt
Organism: Cordyceps fumosorosea ARSEF 2679
Lineage: Eukaryota; Fungi; Ascomycota; Sordariomycetes; Hypocreales; Cordycipitaceae
Product: autophagy Atg28p
Exons: 1
Coding region: 1-1875 (624 amino acids)
Source: RefSeq, a predicted model, not a curated record
AUGUCUAACUCGUCCAUAUUGGAACGCCUGUCCAGUCCCCCUCUGCGGUCCCCGAUACUGUCCGCGUUUCGCAGUCCGCCAGCCCGAUCGUCGACCGAAUAUCAACUCCAGGGGCUUGAUCCGAAGCCUGACUAUCCCGAGAUGUCGCGGGACUAUGGUUACGACAGCCCAAAGCAUCCCCAGCCCCCCUUUACGGACCAGUCCACCGAUGGCUGGAGCAACGAUGCGCCGAGCUCAACUGGGUCGCCGUCUACACCAAAACGGCGCGCUAUGUUCCAUGGGCCUCCUCCUCCUAUUGCCAGUUCUGUUAUGAAGAGCAAUCGAUCACAGACAAGCUCUGACGCCGGCCGAUCUCCGGGCAUCGUCGCCUCCAGCACCGCCCAACUAGGAAGCCUUCUAUUCCAUCCGCCCCGUCAACAAAGUCGCGCCCGCCCAGACUCGGCAUGGCGUGCGUUUGGUCGCAGAGAACAGGCCAUUGAGCAAGAAAUCCAGCAGCUACUUGACCUUCAGGCUACUGGAUUAAUUGCCGGCAGCGGCAGGUUGCCAGAGGAGGGGGACGACUUCAGUGGCACCGGCAGUAGCACACCAACAGGGACCUUUUACUCAACAGCAACAUCAAAAUCGAGAAUGAUCAACUCGCUCCACGUACCAGCCCGAUCCACGAAAGAGGGAAACCUCAUACCAGUGCGGCAACCCACCGGCGGUAAACCUCUCGGUCUCAGGUCAGCUAGAGCUGGCUUACGCAAGGCCAUGGCGGCACUAGUAGAACUCAAACGAGAGGAGGAUGCGCAUGUUGAUACGGCACUCUCAGAACGCAAGAAGGCUCUUAUACACCUCUCGCGGUUAUCAACGAAGCGCAACGGUGUCAGCAACGAGCUCCACGAGCUCGAAGACAAUGAAGAAGAGCCUUUGGGCAAAGAGAUUCGAGAGCUAGGAUCGAAAUAUGAUUCCCUGACGCAAGGAAUCAGGCAGCUUGAGGUGAAGCUCAUGGCAAUGCGAAACCAGCGCAAAUUUGUCAGAGAAAGGAUUGACGACGUCCAGAAUCGACGUGAUGCAGGGCUAAGUGGCUAUCGCGGUGCUCUCAAAUCCAUUGACAACGAGCUUCAAUCAAUAAUGAUGCACCCGCCGAUUCAGCCGCUCGACCCAGAGGUUUUCUGUCCUCCCGGCUCUGCUGCGAACGAAACGGAAAGCCCCGGAGGCCUGGAAUUCUUGGGUCUCAUUCCCGAACGCCGAACACCUGCCAUGGCCAAGUCAUGGUGGGAGCAGGAGCUCAGCGUACUGGACAGACGCAGACUUCAGAUCAGCAAGGAAAGGCAGGCUCUAGAGGAGGGUAGUGCCGUCUGGAGUGAGGUAACAAAACUAGUAACAAGUUUUGAAUCGAGCUUGCGGCACCUAAUGAAGAUUGGUGCGCCACAAACCCCCUCAUCAACUAAAGGAAAAGAACCCCUACUUUCACAAGAAAGUGUCAUUCACGGGCAACUGGCAAAGAUGACUGAGGUUGUCGCGCAGUUGGAGGCAUAUUUGCGUCAGGCCGAGUCUGAAGGCUGGAAUCUGCUGGUAUGCGCCGUCGGAGCUGAGCUGGAAGCAUUUCGUGAAGCCCAAGAUAUGCUUCAGGGCCUUUUUGAACAAGACGCGUUAUCGGAACCAACCUCCUCACAAAACGAUGCACAUGACAAACAACAUCAUGCAAGCGGGGACGUAGAAGAGAGCGAUAACGAAGUUCCACCGGACCUCCUGGGAUCCACUGACGGCGCAUCCCAGACCGAAAAUCUGGCCUCAGAUGAUGUGGGAGAACAUAUGGCAGAGCUCAAGAGAGUUGACAGUGAAAACGAUGUCCCGCCUGAAUUCUUGGCUGCGCUGGAUAAGGGGGAAUAG